AUUGGUGCUCAAGUACCGCGACGACUUGGGUCACCUCUGUAGCAGAAGAAUCGAUGCGCACGAUCUCGGGCGGCUCCUGGCCAUGGACUGGACGGCCUCGGGACAGGAGACGGACGAGCAGCUGGUGACUCUGCUCAAGCACCUGCUCGUCUCUGUCGAGCGGGGGCUCGAGAGGAUUGAGUGGGACUCUCUGCUGGCGGCCAACAAGACCUGGGCUUCUGGGCACCGCCUGGAAAACUGCCCCUGCAAGAACCACGCUUCGUUGCAGCAGCAGCAGCCCGACGACGCGAACGACAGUGAAGGCCCAACGGGCCACGCCGAACCUGCCAAGGACCAGGCGACGGGCGGCCUUUGCCCAUGUUCCAAGAGCAGCAGCGGUUGUAGUGUCGACUCUGCCAGCCGUAGGACGAGCGCGUCCUCCGGAGUUGAUCCCGGGCCAUCGUCGAGCGACGAUUCCUCGUCCAGGGAAGGCUCUUGGGCCGGAAUGCUGCUUCCAGAUGGCCUGUCUGCCCUCUUCCGCGAACGGACAUCGCUGUCGAGGGAAGAGGAGCACGACGACGGCUACUGCGACAACAGCCUCGCCCAGCCGACCUCCAUGAGCCAGCUGGGACACAGGCUGCUGCUCUCCAGGGUCGCCUGUUUCCCAGGAUGCAGGGAUGUGAACGGAAGGGGCAUAGCUAUUAUCAGCAGUUCAUCAUUCAAGGAUGUCCCUGAACUGACGCCAACGCAGCUGGCACAGAUGUUGAUGUACUUCUACACAAUACCAAAGAAAGAAAUCAGUGUUCGUGGAUUCCUUCUGCUCGUCGAUGCCGCUGAUGCAAGCGAACAGCUCUGGAAACUGCUCGACGAGGCGCUUUGUCUUCUUGAGGCAAACAUCAACAACGCGAUCGACAUCGUAGUUGUGGUGAAUGCCCAUGGUCCUCUGGAAGUCAAGGGACUCCUGUCUCAAACAAGAGCUAAGAUUGUCCCAGUGACAUCUCAAGAAAAGUUGCUGGAGUUUGUGGACAAAGACAACCUGCUUCCAGAAUUUGGGGGAACCUAUGCUUAUGAUCACCAAGAGUGGAUGAGCUUCCGAAAGUUCCUGGAGCCGUUUGUGUCCGGCUGUCGGCUGUCCGGGCGGCAACUAGUCUCCGUGAUGCAAGAGCUGCGAACGAGUCGGGUGCCACCAUCGUCAGCGCUGGCGCUGCAGCUGAUCGACGCCCAGAAGCGGCACAUCCAGGACACUUUCCGGGAUGAGCAGCUACGCCACCUGCAGGAAGAAGGGGACACCAUUCUGCAGGAGCUGCAAGCGUACCGUGCCCGGUCGCCUCACAAUCUCGACUACCGGGAUGCCUUGGAGAAGAGUGGUCUCCUGUACAACGAGCUAAAGCGCGCCAUGGCGAAGCUGACCAAGCUCGCGGACAAGAGGCUUCAGCGUCUCCAAGAAUGCAUGCUCGUGAGGACCUUCGAAGAAGAAUCUAGUCAAGUGCUGUCGUGGAUCUGCAAAAACGGAGCCGAGGCCCUAUCCAAGCAUUUUUUUGUGGCAGAUUCACUUUCAGCCAUUCAAGAUCAGGAGUACGAGUUCGAGAAGUUCUACUUCCUCGCUAUGCCGACACCGGUUGUAGCGGCGCUCAAGAGGAGGGGAGUAUCUCGGUGCUGCGAUGUUCUGGGCUGCUCUAAUAGGCAAGAGGAGUCGCCGCAAGACAGUGCCGACGCUGAUGUCUGCUGCGUGCCUGCUGCCACUCAAUUAACGCCGUCUAGCACCGCGGUCGAGUCCAGCGGCGAUGCGGAAGACAGCGAGCAGAUCGAUGAAGACUCGACGGCCUCCAGGCAGAUUGAAAAGGGCAAUGACCUUCUCGAAGAGGUGGCCAUGACAUCUUCAGUCACAGGCUCAGCCAAGAGCACUCAGGAGCUUGCAGUAUCACUCAAGCAUCACCUGGAGUGUUUUACAGAGAAGCUGGAGGACACUCGGGAAAAACUGGAGGACACAUCGCGGUGCUACCUCCUUCUGGACCAUAGUUAUGAAUGGGCUUUGGAUGCCAUGAAAUUUGUGUCAAGCAUGAAAAUGGAUAGUGCUGCCACACCUGAAAGCAUGACACAACUCAUGAGGCUUCUGCAAGAGUAUCAAGAAGAGCAUCCUGCGCCUUCGGAGCAGAACUUCAGUGAGAUGCUGGACUUGGCUUCUAAGCUGGAUAACCCCAAGCUUGUGGAGCAGUGCAAGACGGCCCAAGCCAGGUGUCGUGAAACAGCCGAGUUGAUGGAAGCGCGCCAUGCAACGUUACUACGAGCUCGCCAGCAGCUGGAGCUAGAAGGCCGCAAAUCGCCGUCCCUAGCUACCAGCUUUCGUUCGUCAGCCAUGGAUGGGUGCAGCCUCUUUCCUCAAAACAGCUGGACCCCUGGCUCGACCAGUACGCCGUACUGCUCAUUUGUGCGGCGCCGCUCUAUUGCCACAACUCAACCCCACCUGUACUCAACUCCUCCUCCCAUGAACUCUUACACAGCAUUCCCAGCAUCUGGAGGCACAUCAGUGGUGCAAGACUCUUUUGCCCUUGAUCAGUACAUCCAGGAGAAAGAGGAGCAGCUUCUUAGCCAGGGCCUCAUUACCGAUGACCUGACGCGAAGAGGUCCUGUUACAUCCAUUUCGCGGAGCUUCCUGGAAUCUCGGAGCAAGGAUGGCUGUCCCCGAUCUGCGGGACUGAGCGCAUUGCGUGAAAAAGUGCGCAACUCUUUGCACAAGGAAGGCCACCAGUGCCGUCCGCAACGCAAGCUGAUGAGGCGCAGCUAUACAUGGCAGCUUUGCGAGGAAGCAUUGAGUCGAGCAAGUGACAGGGUUCGAGCGCAAAAUGAACGGUUGGUGUCCGACCGCACGGCCAUGGCAGACCUUGAAGGGAGUGAUGGACUUGCAAGUUCCAUAAGCUCUCCCGAGUCUGAGGAGCUGACCUCACUGGAUUCUGAGCAAGCCAAGAGUGAAGGGCAGUCAUCUGACCUUGGUCGAGGCAGCAGAGUUCCUGUCCCAGUCAACAGUCAUCUCUUGACCCGAGCAUCUGCUCUGCAGCUAGCUGACUCGGCCAUUAGUGAUGCCAAUUUCAGCGAGGAACAGCUGAGAAACAGAAAAACUCUGCUACUCGUUAUGCGUGAAAUGGUACAAACAGAACGAGACUAUGUCAAGUCAUUGGCAUACAUUAUUGAGAACUACAUUCCGGAGUUGAUGAGAGAAGACAUACCCCAAGCCUUGCGGGGCCAACGCAAUGUUGUUUUUGGGAACAUAGAGAAGAUUUACGAGUUUCAUAGUCUCUAUUUUCUCCAACAGUUGGAACAGUGUGAAUCAUGUCCCUUCAUGGUCGGACAGUGCUUCUUGCAAUAUGAGCCUCAGUUUUACCUUUAUGCGCUGUACAACAAAAAUAAGCCAAAGUCUGAUUCUCUUAUGUCUGAAUAUGGCAAUGCAUUCUUUAAGCAAAAGCAGCUGGAGCUUGGAGACAAGAUGGAUCUUGCCAGCUACUUGCUGAAGCCAGUACAAAGGAUGGGCAAAUAUGCCCUCUUGUUGAAGCAAAUCCUGAAGGAAUGCCCAGAAAGGGAGCCUGAGCAUGCGGAUUUAAAGGCUGCAGAGGAGAUGGUUCGCUUUCAGCUACGCCAUGGCAAUGACUUGCUUGGAAUGGAUGCGCUUCGUGAAUGUGAUGUGAAUGUGAAGGAGCAGGGACGGCUACUUCGUCAGGAUGAGUUUCUUGUCUGGCAAGGGCGUUCUCGCAAGUCUCUGCGGCACGUGUUUCUCUUUGAAGACCUCAUUCUCUUUAGCAAAGUUCGCAGAGAUCCUGAGCACAAAGGCCAUGACAUUUACCAGUACAAACACAGCAUAAAGACAACAGACAUUGGCCUCACAGAGCAAAUUGGUGAAAGCCCAACAAAGUUUGAAAUCUGGUUUCGCAAGCGCAAGUUGAAUGAUGUGUACCUGCUUCAAGCACCUAAUCCUGAAGUGAAACGGGCCUGGGUGCACGACAUCUCCAAGCUCCUUUGGAAGCAGGCGCUGCGAAACAGAGAGAUGCGCCUUGCAGAGAUGUCGUCCAUGGGUAUCGGCAACAAACCUUGCCUUGAUAUUCGCCCCAGCAGUGAUCAAAUCAACGACCGCUCCAUCACUUUCCAGCAGCUUAGCCGAACUGCACCUCGGCUGCGCAGUCCUCUGGGUCUCCUGGAGUUAGGCCGGGAAGGCGGAGCCAGCAAGCGGCCUCAUUCCAUCAUCUCUGUGAGCUCUUCGUCCUCAUCAUCAUCAAGCCAAGGCUCUCUCCACUGUGCCCUCAACCUGGGUUUUGAGGCUGGUGAUAGCCCUCGACCUCUACAGCGAUCAUUGACCCAUCAGUCUCACUGCUCUACAGAGAGUGGUUUCUGCACAGAUGCCAGCACCGCUGGGGACUGCAGUGCAGAUGCAUCAUUGCUGAUGACGCGAAGGCACCGUAAAGCAGAACGCAGUGAUUCAUUGCUGUCCAACGAUUCUCUUGCCACACAUUCAGAAGAAGGAUCCCACUGUGGAGAAGAGGUCGCCUCCUCACUGCACACCCAGGGCUUCUCACUGCAUGACACUUGACUACUGCAACAGCGACAGCAAGAGGAGCAAUUUUGAAAAUGCUGAAUUGCAGACCACACGAUGAUGCUUGUGUCUUUAUUAUUUUAUUUUUGUCAAGUAACUUAUUUCAACUGUAAAAUGGGGCAAGCAAUCGUGUGAAAAAAUCAAAAGAAUGAAAUAUGGUGGAGUAGAGCACCACUGUAACAACCAGCAAACCUCAGGGUCCUUCUUGUCUUGUAUUACUACUACCAUUAUUCGUGUUGAGUAUUUUUUUAUCACUUAGUGAGGGUUCACGUUUUUUUUUUCAUUUUUUUUUCCUUAGUCCAAUUUCAUGCUGCCACGUCACCUGAACAGGAAGACAUGAGCUUACAUUGUACAAUGUGCCAUAGGAGUUGUGAAACUGGGUCUUCCUCCUCCUUAGCCCUCACACUCUGUAAAAUUUACCUGAGAUGUCACAAAAGCCCCCCCCUGACAGGAGCAGGUGCAAAAUUUUCAGUUGUGUGCUGCACUGUAAAUUCUUUGGAAAUGGGGGCAGUGGCCGAUGCUGGCCAAUGCUUGAUGCCGGUGUGUGUGCUCUCUGGAUUGAGCAGGCCUUCCAACAAGCUGUCCGCUACGGGGGUUGUCUUGAAAGAUUGCGCCAGCGCUAUCAACUGGGUGACCUGAGUGUGGAAAUGAGAGUUGUCUUUUAUUCCUCUUUAUUUCUUCCCUUCUGGUUUCAUUUUGCUUUGUCUUUUUUUUUUAAUCUACUUGGCACCAUUUUCUUCAUCUGCAUUUCAUGGCAACAUUGUCUGUGGUUUCCCUGCUGUUUGCACAAGUUUGCCUAUAUUCAAGACUGCCAGGAAAAGGAAAGAAAAAAAGAAUGCUGUGGAACAAAUUGAAUUGGGCUUGUUUGUUUUCUCAGUUCUGUUCAAUGCUCAGUUGUUUCUGGAAGUUUCCCUCUUCCUGUGUGUUCCUUUUUUCCCAUUUCCCUUGCCUAGUGCUCCUUAUGGAAGCACCUGUGUGUGUGUGUUACGUGUGCAUGUGUGUGCAUGCAAGUUGAGUGUGCGACAUGUGACAUGCUGUUGCAUUCAAGGGUGAAUGUACUAGCAUGGUUACAACGAUACCUCUUAUAUUCCUAUUAUUAUGUUUAUUAUUGUGGUUGCUUAGUUAAGCCUGAUAUUAUUACAGCUGUCAUGUUAUUUAAUUGCAUAGAGGAGCAGUGCAGUUAGUUGGGAGUGUGCUAAUCUUGUGAGAUAUCCUUAGAAUGUUCCACUGUUUCAGAUCUAUCAAGUGAUAAGCAUGCUGAGAAUUGUAAAAUAGGGGAUACUUCUAGCAGUAGAAAAACACUUAUAUUAGGAGCAGGGUGAAAAACUGCUGCUUCAAGCAUUUGCUGUUCCCUCAGACUUGUACAUAAUUUGAUUGUAAAUGUCACAAAUUCCAAAUUUUCUUAAUUGUUUCUUCUGGUCACUUAUUCACUUGUGCCAUUUUUGAUUUAACUCUGUUAUGAGCCUUACUGGACCUGUGUUGUGAUGCCGUGUUUUCUUUUGUAAAUCUUAACACAGUCGUUCUGUGUACCUAUUUCCGGUUUGUAUAAAAUAAAUGUUUUGCCUAAUACUUA
This is a messenger RNA of Dermacentor andersoni, 6131 nucleotides long. Lineage: Eukaryota; Metazoa; Arthropoda; Arachnida; Ixodida; Ixodidae. The record is from RefSeq and is a predicted model, not a curated record.